Ostrea edulis (European flat oyster) is the source of this 661-nucleotide messenger RNA. RefSeq lists its product as uncharacterized. The record is from RefSeq and is a predicted model, not a curated record. The transcript is spliced from 2 exons. Lineage: Eukaryota; Metazoa; Mollusca; Bivalvia; Ostreida; Ostreidae. Bases 89 to 538 code for a protein of 149 amino acids.
GAAUGUUCUCGGUGAGGAUCUCUACAUCGUAAGCGGCCCAUGGUGCUGGAUUAGGGGCUGUCUGGACCGGGAAAACAUCAUUCUUUGGAUGACAGUGGGUGGGAAAGGCUGGGAGAUCUUGACCUAUAUCGUCACAGCGUUCCUGUACAUUUAUCUCAAGUACUACAUGAUUAGGAAGCGUCGUAGAGAGGGCCAGCCCAACCUCCGUUAUAGCCAAAUCUCGUACCGUCUCCGUGAUGACGACGAGAAUUACGUGCUCUUGUGGUUUGUUCUUUACAUCUUACGAAUCUGGGGAACAGCAAGAUACGUGAAAUUUGUCUACGAGGCCAGUACGGGUCAAACGUCCGAGCUGGAUUUUGACCAGACGGACAUGGUACUCAUGCACUUUCAGAGCGUUGGUGACAGCUCCCAGGCUUUUUUCAAUUGUCUACUUUUUUGUGUUAAGGACAGUACGGUAAGGCAUGGAUUAUUAACUAGGCUGUUCUGUCGACGGAACCAACUUCAAGGAAGACAACUGAAUGAAUACAACCAGAUUUAAACAAUUUUAAGCGAUUUUCCUAUAAAUUUGGAAAUCAAGAAGGACAGUACUAAAUCUCUAAAAUUCAAGGUUUUAACAGAUCUUUUUCGAAAUGAAUAUAAUUAUUAUAGAAGUAUGAAAUAU